This is a messenger RNA of Lemur catta (Ring-tailed lemur), 3592 nucleotides long. It is a transcript of the gene INTS9, whose product is annotated as integrator complex subunit 9. Gene Ontology annotation, biological process: snRNA processing. The record is from RefSeq and is a predicted model, not a curated record. Gene Ontology annotation, cellular component: integrator complex. NCBI's taxonomy places the organism in Eukaryota, Metazoa, Chordata, Mammalia, Primates, Lemuridae.
GACAUGAUAUCAUGCUGGGGUGGAUAGGGAGGAUGAAUUGGCGGCGGGGAUAAAUUUGAGCUGACGGAAGCAGGCGUUCAGAGAGGAAAGGGGGGAAAAGGAAAGACGACCACAGUUCCCAUCAUGCCUGGAGGGGAGACUACAUCUCCCGUGAUCCCCUGGGAAGGGGCGUGAGGACGAAAGACUGCAAGUCCCGCGAUGCUCUUGGCGGGCAGGUGCCGGAGAUUGAACCGGAAGACGCUUCCCGGGCGUGUGUGGAGUUCAGUGACUGUUUUUGAGCAACUAAAAGUCCAAUAUGAAACUGUAUUGCCUGUCCGGGCACCCAACCUUACCAUGCAAUGUGCUCAAAUUCAAAUCAACCACGAUUAUGUUGGACUGUGGACUGGACAUGACUUCCACCCUCAAUUUCCUUCCUUUGCCACUUGUUCAAAGUCCCAGGCUGUCUAAUCUUCCUGGCUGGUCCCUAAAGGAUGGAAAUGCUUUCUUGGACAAGGAGCUAAAGGAGUGCUCGGGUCAUGUAUUUGUGGAUUCUGUGCCUGAAUUCUGUUUACCAGAGACUGAGCUAAUAGAUCUGUCUACGGUGGAUGUGAUCCUCAUCUCUAACUAUCACUGCAUGAUGGCGCUGCCCUACAUCACCGAGCACACUGGAUUCACAGGCACAGUAUAUGCCACAGAACCCACUGUUCAGAUAGGCAGGCUUCUUAUGGAAGAGCUGGUGAAUUUCAUUGAAAGAGUGCCAAAGGCUCAGUCUGCCUCCUUGUGGAAGAAUAAGGACGUACAGAGGCUGCUGCCGUCCCCUCUCAAGGAUGCAGUGGAAGUGUCAACCUGGAGAAGGUGCUAUACAAUGCAAGAGGUGAACUCUGCCCUUAGCAAAAUCCAGCUGGUGGGAUAUUCUCAGAAAAUUGAGCUUUUUGGUGCAGUCCAGGUGACUCCUCUAAGCUCUGGCUAUGCCCUUGGAAGCUCCAACUGGAUCAUCCAGUCUCAUUAUGAGAAAGUAUCUUACGUCUCUGGAUCCUCCUUGCUUACCACACAUCCCCAGCCAAUGGACCAAGCUUCUCUCAAAAACAGUGAUGUUCUCGUUUUGACGGGCCUUACCCAGAUUCCCACUGCAAACCCCGAUGGCAUGGUGGGAGAGUUCUGCAGCAACCUAGCCCUGACAGUCCGGAAUGGAGGAAACGUGUUGGUCCCCUGCUACCCUUCUGGAGUGAUCUAUGACCUCCUGGAGUGCCUGUACCAGUACAUCGACUCAGCCGGACUCUCCAGCGUCCCCCUGUACUUCAUCUCCCCCGUGGCCAACAGCUCACUUGAGUUUUCUCAGAUUUUUGCUGAGUGGCUUUGUCACAACAAACAGAGCAAGGUGUAUCUCCCAGAACCACCUUUUCCUCAUGCAGAGCUCAUUCAGACCAAUAAGCUGAAACACUACCCCAGCAUCCAUGGAGACUUCAGCAAUGAUUUCCGACAGCCGUGUGUGGUGUUCACUGGGCACCCUUCCCUCCGGUUUGGGGACGUGGUCCACUUCAUGGAGCUCUGGGGAAAAUCUAGUCUCAACACUGUCAUAUUCACAGAACCGGACUUCUCCUACCUGGAGGCCCUGGCUCCCUACCAGCCGCUGGCCAUGAAGUGCAUCUACUGCCCCAUUGAUACGCGGCUGAACUUCAUCCAGGUGUCCAAGCUGCUUAAAGAAGUGCAGCCCCUGCACGUGGUCUGUCCUGAGCAGUACACCCAGCCACCCCCAGCCCAGUCCCACAGGACAGACCUUGUGAUCGACUGCCAGCCCCCAGCAACGUCCUAUCGGCGGGCCGAGGUCCUCACCCUGCCCUUCAAACGUCGGUACGAGAAGAUCGAGAUCAUGCCGGAGCUCGCAGAUUCGCUGGUGCCUAUGGAGAUCAAGCCUGGCAUCUCCUUGGCAACCGUCUCGGCCGUGCUGCACACUAAAGAUAACAAGCACGUUCUUCAGCCCCCGCCCAGGCCCGCCCAGCCCACGAGUGGUAAGAAGAGAAAGCGCGUGAGCGAUGACGUUCCGGACUGCAAAGUUCUGAAGCCUCUGCUGAGCGGCUCCAUCCCUGUGGAGCAGUUUGUGCAGACCUUGGAGAAGCACGGCUUCAGCGACAUUAAGGUGGAGGACACCGCCAAGGGCCACAUUGUCCUGCUCCAGGAGGCCGAGACGCUCAUCCAGAUCGAGGAAGAUUCCACCCACAUCAUCUGUGACAAUGACGAGAUGCUCAGGGUGCGACUGCGGGACCUUGUGCUCAAGUUCUUACAGAAGUUCUGAGCGGGACCUCCGAGCCAUCCCACCUGCCUAAAAUCCUACAGUCCCUCACUGCGCGGCCCAAGCCCUCCGAGGAAGGGACAAGAGGCUGCUGGCCGUGUCCUCGGGCUUAAGGAAUGAAGACGUGUCUCUGCAGGGAACUAACCUGGAGCGAAGGCCAGGAUCGUGGUCUGGAUUCCUCGCACCGUUUCAGGCAAGAACUUUCCCUUUUAACUUUGGGCUCAUCACUGUCUUCUCGACUCCGGCUCUCUGGAGGAGCCGCAGGGCAGCGUGAGUGUGGCAGAAGCAGCUUUCCGAGAGGCCAGUGCCGGGCGGGGAAGUGAAAAGAUGACGCCCUUGUCCUCUGAUGUGGGGUGUCUGUUUCCACGGUGCACAGGCCUUGGGCUGGGGAACUGGUCUUGGACUUCAUUCACUCGCCCGCAGGGCUGUACCUAACAAGAGAGGAGCCUCCAAAAUUAGUAAGAUGGACUCAUCCAUCUGUCUUUUACACUGUGAGCCCAUUUUGCUAUUAAAAACUUAUUUUUUAUAGAAGUAUCCAUGUUGAACCUAUGAUCAAUGUACUGAUUUAGUAGCUGAAAAAACAGAAUAUACAGAACAACAUGAACUUAGAAAACACCAUAUCAAAUAUGUGUACAUUAAAUAAGAUAACCCACCCCUGUUUACAAUAAAUACAGACAUGUUUCUUCUUAAAUUAUAUGACAAGGUGCUUACCUUUAAGCUCGGCCUGCAUACAAACAAACAGUGACGCAGGUCAAUGGCACCAGCCCCGACCUUCACAGAGGGCCCAGCAGGCAGCUCAGGCUGUGCUAGUUGGUGGCUGCCUCCCCCCAGCGCCUCGGUCUCCGCAUUAAACCCAGCGUCACACGCAGUAGCCACGGGCCCCCUGGGAGUAGGAAGGUCUUAGAGAAAACCUCUCACAAAAGAUUACUGCAUUUGAAAUAGUUACCACAUGACAUCUAAUCUUAGACGGCAUGAGUUGUGACACACAGGCCAACUUGGCAAGUAUUAGAAUGUGGUCAGUGAGGUGAGAACAAGUCUUAGACGUGGUGGACCCAGCUCUGCCUGCUGUUCUUAGCCCGAAGUCAGUUCUCGAACUCAGCCGACGGCUCAGCAUCAUGCAGGGAUUGAGCGACCAAGAAACAUGUGACAAGAACUAUAGAACUAAUUGCUCAGGUUUUAUGGAGCACUGAUUAUCAGUUCUCUCGGAAUGGUAUCAGCGGGAACGUAGUGUUAGAGGAGGAAAAAGCCACUUUAUGAGUCACUCCAAUCAAGGGUCCUAGGACAUGUUAGAGAGUAAACUAGGGGCCAAGACUGACACUGCAG